AUGCCCGGAAGAAUGGGACAAAAUGGCGGAUUUGGCCCACCAGGCCCUUCAGGGGAUCAAGGACCGGCUGGAGCUCCCGGUCAACCUGGUGAAGCUGGAGCGCCCGGAAAACCUGGAAUGCGCGGACAAGGAAAGCCCGGACACAAAGGACCUGCUGGACCGCCAGGCUCGCCUGGACAACUUGGAUCGCCUGGAGCAUCUCCUCCCGCUGGCACUCCUGGUCCAGCUGGUCAACCUGGCCGAGCAGGAGGACCUGGAGUUCCUGGCCCACCAGGACAGCCUGGUCGGGCAGGAGGGCAAGGAGUUCCCGGAUCUGAUGCCGAAUAUUGCCCAUGCCCUCCAAGAACAGGCGAGGUUUCAACAGGUGGAAGAACUGGUGGGUCUCACCAUGCAUUGACUGACUACGCACCUAUGGAACAAAUUUCUAAAGUCGAAACAACAGUUCCUGCCAGUAAAUAUGAGGGUGAACAACCAGCAGCUGCUUCACCCUCUGUUAAACCUUAUGCAGCAGGGGAGGCUGCAAGUGAAAAGCCACCAGCAGCAGCUAUCCCCCAAUCUAGUGGAAGCUAUUCAGAAUAA
Meloidogyne enterolobii is the source of this 579-nucleotide messenger RNA. NCBI's taxonomy places the organism in Eukaryota, Metazoa, Nematoda, Chromadorea, Rhabditida, Meloidogynidae. The record is from the annotation of a GenBank genome assembly.